CACAGGAAUGGGCUAAAAAAAACAGUAUCACGAGGAGAAUGUCAAAUUUUUUUCGCGAAGAAAUGUUCAAUUUAUUUUGAAGAGGAUGAUUUGUAGUAUCCAAUGCGACACUGAGGCAUUGAAAAGGGCAACACGUAGCUAAAUGGAGUCGGAGCAGCUCUUCAGCAGCAGCGCCCCCUACAGGAACAGCUACAACAGCAUCACCAGCGCCAGCAGCGACGAGGAGCUGCUCGAUGGCGCCGGCGUCGUCAUGGACUUCCACACCACCGAGGACGACAACCUGUUAGACGGGGACGCCUCCCCAGGGUCUAACUACGUCAUGUCCAAUGGGGGCAACGCGGCCAGCAGCUCCACCCACCUGCUGGACCUGCUGGACGAGCCCAUCCCUGGGGUGGGCACCUACGAUGACUUCCACACCAUCGAUUGGGUGCGGGAGAAAUGCAAGGACCGGGAGCGCCACCGCAAGAUAAACAGUAAGAAGAAGGAGUCAGCGUGGGAGUUCACGAAGAGUCUGUACGAUGCCUGGUCUGGCUGGCUGGUGGUGACACUUACUGGGCUUGCAUCAGGUGCCCUUGCGGGUCUGAUCGACAUCGCAGCCGACUGGAUGAACGACCUGAAAGAGGGCGUGUGUCUCAGUGCCAUGUGGUUUAACCACGAGCAGUGCUGUUGGGGGUCCAAUGAGACCACCUUUGCCGAGCGGGACAAGUGUCCGCAGUGGAAGACCUGGGCAGAGCUCAUUCUUGGACAGGCUGAGGGUCCUGGCUCCUACAUAAUGAACUACUUCAUGUACACCUACUGGGCCCUGGCCUUCGCCUUCCUUGCCGUGUGUCUGGUCAAGGUGUUCGCGCCCUACGCCUGCGGCUCCGGGAUUCCAGAGAUAAAGACCAUCCUGAGCGGCUUCAUCAUCCGCGGCUACCUGGGCAAGUGGACCCUGAUGAUAAAGACCAUCACGCUGGUGCUGGCGGUGGCGUCUGGCCUCAGCCUGGGCAAGGAGGGUCCGCUGGUGCAUGUGGCUUGCUGCUGUGGCAACAUCUUCUCCUACCUCUUCCCCAAGUACAGCAAGAACGAGGCCAAGAAGAGAGAGGUGCUGUCUGCAGCAUCAGCGGCCGGAGUGUCUGUGGCUUUCGGUGCUCCUAUCGGAGGAGUGCUCUUUAGCCUGGAAGAGGUGAGCUACUACUUCCCCCUGAAGACGCUGUGGCGGUCCUUCUUCGCCGCCCUGGUGGCCGCCUUCGUGCUGCGUUCCAUCAACCCAUUUGGCAACAGCCGGCUGGUGCUGUUCUACGUGGAGUACCACACCCCCUGGUACCUGUUCGAGCUCUUCCCCUUCAUCCUGCUGGGCGUUUUCGGGGGCCUAUGGGGCGCCUUCUUCAUCCGGGCCAACAUCGCCUGGUGCCGACGCCGCAAGUCCACGCGCUUCGGGAAGUACCCAGUGCUGGAGGUGAUCGCCGUGGCCGCCAUCACCGCCAUCGUGGCCUUCCCCAACCCCUACACGCGGCAGAACACCAGCGAGCUGAUCAAGGAGCUGUUCACCGACUGCGGCCCGCUGGAGUCCUCCCAGCUCUGCCAGUACCGCAACCAGAUGAACGGCAGCACGGCCUUCUCGGACACGCCCGAGCGGCCUGCUGGGCCCGGCGUCUACUCCGCCAUGUGGCAGCUCUGCCUGGCACUCAUCUUCAAGAUCAUCAUGACCAUCUUUACCUUUGGGCUCAAGGUCCCGUCGGGCCUGUUCAUCCCCAGCAUGGCCAUCGGGGCCAUCGCCGGCCGCAUCGUGGGCAUCGCCGUGGAGCAGCUGGCCUACUACCACCACGACUGGUUCCUGUUUAAGGAGUGGUGCGAGGUGGGGGCGGACUGCAUCACGCCCGGCCUGUACGCCAUGGUGGGAGCCGCUGCCUGUCUGGGCGGGGUGACGCGGAUGACCGUGUCGCUGGUGGUGAUCGUGUUCGAGCUGACGGGCGGGCUGGAGUACAUCGUCCCGCUGAUGGCCGCCGUCAUGACCAGCAAGUGGGUGGGCGACGCCUUUGGCCGCGAGGGCAUCUACGAGGCGCACAUCCGCCUCAACGGCUACCCGUUCCUGGAUGCCAAGGAGGAGUUCACGCACACCACGCUGGCGUCAGAGGUGAUGCGGCCGCGGCAGAACGACCCGCCGCUGGCUGUGCUCACCCAGGACGACCUGACGGUGGAGGACCUGCAGAACAUCAUCAACGAGACCAGCUACAACGGCUUCCCUGUCAUCGUCUCCAAGGAGUCGCAGCGGCUGGUGGGCUUCGCACUGCGCAGGGACAUCACCAUCGCCAUCGAGAACGCGAGGCGUAAGCAGGAGGGCAUCAUGCGGAACUCCCGGGUCUACUUCACCCAGCACGCACCCACCCUCCCGGCGGACAGCCCCCGGCCCCUCAAACUGCGCAGCAUUCUGGACAUGAGCCCCUUCACCGUCACCGACCACACCCCCAUGGAGAUCGUGGUGGACAUCUUCCGCAAGCUGGGCCUACGCCAGUGCCUGGUCACUCACAACGGGAUUGUGUUGGGAAUCAUCACUAAGAAGAAUAUAUUAGAGCACCUGGAGGAGUUAAAGCAGCACGUGGAGCCCCUGGCGCCUCCUUGGUAUUAUCACAAAAAAAGAUAUCCUCCGACACAUGGCCCAGAUGGCAAACCUCGAUCCCGAGUCAAUAAUGUUCAACUGAUCCCCGCCUUCCAGGAGGGCGAGGAGGAGAGCGAGGAGGAAGUCCACCUGCUGAACGCCGCGGCUCUCUGACCCAGGACCUGUCCCCCCCGUCCCCCCACCCCCCGUCACCCCCGACACUACAACAGACACACCUGUAGAAACCCGUUAGCCAGACCCAGGAAAGAGACUGCGGAGCCUCUGAUGUCAAGGUUCACUGAGGUUUGGGAUGGACAAGAGGAGGGAUACACUUACACCCCCGCCCCACCCCCACCCGCCCCACACUCUCCCCCCCCACCGCCUUCAAUCCUCGACCUUGAACUGAGUGGAGGGAAAUGUGAGAAAACCUGCCGGAAAUAGCAGGGAAGUGGGGUGCAAGGCCGAGCUGCUCAGAGGUGGGACCUUGAACCACCUUUAGUGAAGACUGCAAGGUGCUGUCCCCUUCCGCUGCUGACCCCCCCCUCCCCCCUUCAUCCCCCCCUUCUUC
Messenger RNA from Megalops cyprinoides (Indo-Pacific tarpon), 3146 nucleotides. RefSeq names its product chloride channel 3 (gene clcn3). Gene Ontology annotation, cellular component: synaptic vesicle; early endosome; Golgi apparatus. NCBI's taxonomy places the organism in Eukaryota, Metazoa, Chordata, Actinopteri, Elopiformes, Megalopidae. The record is from RefSeq and is a predicted model, not a curated record. The transcript is spliced from 14 exons. Gene Ontology annotation, molecular function: voltage-gated chloride channel activity. Bases 143 to 2752 code for a protein of 869 amino acids. Gene Ontology annotation, biological process: chloride transport; transmembrane transport.